UCACUUCUCUCCCCUCCCGCCCUCCACUCGCUCACCCCCCUUCCUUUCCCCUUCUCCCCCUCUUUGUAGCCCCUCCCCCUCACCAUUGAAAAGGGCUGGCUCGGCCCCUGCUCUGUGCAGUCGGUGAACUGUCAGGGCGGGAGGAGCUUUGAGCCCGAGCUGCAAACAGCGGCCCGCGCGGCAAAGCAAAAGGAAGAAAAAGAGUGCGAAGAGUGGCAGCGGCGACACCGGCAGCCCAGGCAGCCCCGGCGGCUCGAACAGCCUCAGAAGCAGCCUCCACGACUCCAACUGCUCCGCGGACUGCGAGCUGUGGCGGAAGAGCCCGCUACAGCAAUCGCAGUCGCCGUGGAGCUGGCGGAAGCCUUUUCUCCCGUACGCUUACCACCUCAUUCUACUCAAGAGGCUUCGUUCAUUGGGAAAAUCCUUUUGUGAGUAAGAAGGAUUCCACCCAUCACAUACCAGAGAGGUCUUGCCUCAGCUGCUCUCAACUUCAUAGUCUUGGGAAGAAGCUGACAAGCUUGGCUGAUUGCAGAGCACUAUGAGGACUGUACGAAAGUGGGUUUUAAUUCAGAUAUUUCAAGUUUUCUGUGGGUUGAUACAGAGAACCGUCACAAUUGUGCCUGGUAUGGACUUGUUGUCCGGGACGUAUAUAUUUGCGGUCCUGUUAGCAUGCGUCGUGUUCCAGUCUGGCGCCCAGGAGAAGAACUACACCGUUCGAGAAGAAAUGCCAGAAAACGUCCUGAUAGGCGACUUGUUGAAAGACCUCAACUUGUCGCUGAUUCCAGACAAGUCCUUGACUUCUCCCAUGCAGUUUAAGCUAGUGUACAAGACUGGGGAUGUGCCACUGAUUCGGAUCGAAGAGGGUACUGGUGAGAUCUACACUACCGGCGCUCGCAUUGAUCGUGAGAAGUUAUGUGCUGGUAUCUUGGUAGAAUCCCGUUGCUUUUAUGAAGUGGAGGUUGCCGUUUUGCCAGAUGAAAUAUUUAGACUGGUUAAGAUACGUUUUCUGAUAGAAGACAUAAAUGACAAUGCACCAUUAUUCCCAGCAACGGUUAUCAACAUAUCAAUUCCAGAGAACUCAGCUAUAAACUCAAGAUACGCUCUUCCAGCUGCCAUUGAUCCUGACAUAGGAAUAAAUGGAGUUCAAAACUACCAACUAAUUAAGGGUCAAAGUAUAUUUGGGCUUGAUGUCAUUGAAACACCAGAAGGAGACAAGAUGCCACAACUGAUUGUUCAAAAGGAGUUAGAUAGGGAAGAGAAAGAUACAUAUGUGAUGAAAGUAAAGGUUGAAGAUGGUGGCUUUCCUCAAAGAUCCAGUACUGCUAUUUUGCAAAUAAGUGUGGCUGAUACAAAUGACAACCACCCAGUCUUCAAAGAGAAGGAAAUUGAAGUCAGUAUACCAGAAAAUGCUCCUGUAGGUACAUCAGUGACACAACUCCAUGCCACAGAUGCGGACAUAGGUGAAAAUGCCAAGAUUCACUUCUAUUUCAGCAAUCUAGUCUCUAACAUCGCCAAGAAACUAUUUCACCUCAACAGCACUACUGGACUUAUCACAAUCAAAGAACCACUGGAUAGGGAGGAAUCACCAAACCACAAGUUACUUGUUUUAGCAAGUGAUGGUGGAUCAAUGCCAGCAAGAGCAAUGGUGCUGGUAAAUGUUACAGAUGUCAACGACAAUAUACCAUCAAUUGAUAUAAGAUACAUCAUCAAUCCAAUCAAUGGCACUGUGGUUCUUUCAGAAAAUGCUCCCCUCAACACCAAGAUUGCUCUUAUAACUGUGACGGAUAAGGAUGCUGACCACAAUGGAAGGGUGACAUGCUUCACAGAUCAUGAAGUCCCUUUCAGAUUAAGGCCAGUAUUCAGUAAUCAGUUCCUCCUGGAGACUGCUGCAUAUCUUGACUAUGAGUCCACAAGAGAGUAUGCCAUUAAACUACUGGCCGCAGACGCUGGCAAACCUCCUUUAAAUCAAUCAUCUAUGCUCCUUGUCAAAGUGAAAGAUGAAAAUGACAAUGCUCCAGUUUUCACCCAGCCUUUCAUAAGUCUUUCUCUCCCUGAGAAUAACUCUCCAGGCAUCCAACUGACAAAAAUCAGUGCAACAGAUGCAGACAGUGGGCGUAAUGCUGAGAUCAAUUACCUGCUAGGUGCUGAUGCGCCAUCUGAAUUCAACCUGGAUCAUCGUACAGGCGUUCUGACUGCAGUGAAGAAACUAGAUAGAGAAAAACAGGAAAAAUAUUCUUUCACAGUUUUUGCAAAAGAUAAUGGGAUGCCACCCUUGGUGACCAAUGCCACCGUCUUAGUGACUGUUCUUGAUCAGAAUGACAACAGCCCAGUUUUCACUCACAAUGAAUAUAAUUUCUAUGUCCCUGAAAACCUUCCAAGACAUGGCACAGUAGGACUAAUCACUGUAACUGAUCCUGAUUAUGGAGAAAAUUCUGCAGUUACUCUCUCCAUUUUAGAUAUGAAUGAUGAUUUCACCAUUGAUCCACAGACUGGUGUCAUCCGACCAAAUAUUUCAUUUGAUAGAGAAAAACAAGAAUCUUACACUUUCUAUGUAAAGGCUGAGGAUGGCGGUAAGACAUCACGUUCUUCAACUGCUAAAGUGACCAUAAAUGUGGUCGAUGUUAAUGAUAACAAACCAGUUUUUGUUGUCCCUUCUACCAACUACUCCUUUGAAUUGGUUCUACCAUCCACUAUUCCAGGAACAGUGGUCUUCAAGGUAGUUGCCAUCGACAGUGACGCGGGCAUGAAUGCAGAACUUCGUUACAGCAUUGUAGGAGGAAAUGCAAAAGGUCUGUUUAUAAUUGACCAAAUAACAGGCAACAUUACACUAAAGGAAAAAUUUGUAGUUGCAGAUCUUGGUUUACACAGACUAAUAGUCAAAGCUAAGGACUUAGGACAACCUGAUUCUCUCUUCAGUAUUAUAAUUGUUAAUCUAUUUGUAAAUGAGUCAGUGACCAAUGCUUCACUGAUUGAUGAACUGGUGCGCAAGAGCAUUGAAAAACCUGUGACCCAGAAUAUUGAGACAACUGAUGCGUCAUCACCAACCAGUGACUAUGUCAAGAUCAUGGUUGCUAUCGUUGCUGGCACCAUAACUGUCAUCUUAGUAAUUUUCAUCACUGCUGUAGUAAGAUGCCGACAGUCCCCACAACUUAAGGCUGCCCAGAAAAACAAGCAGAAUUCAGAGUGGGUUACUCCAAACCCAGAAAAUAGGCAGAUGAUGAUGAUGAAGAAAAAGAAGAAGAAGAAAAAGAAGCAUGCCCCUAAGAACUUGCUGCUUAACUUUGUCACUAUUGAAGAAACUAAAACAGAUGAUGCUGACACUGAUGGAAAUAGUGUCACACUAGAUCUUCCCAUUGAGCUGGAAGAGCAAGCCAUGGGCACCUACAACUGGGGCACUACCCCUACUACUUUUAAGCCUGAUAGCCCUGAUUUGGCCCGUCAUUACAAAUCUGCCUCUCCACAGCCUGCCUUCCAGAUCCAGCCUGAAACUCCACUGAACUCAAAGCACCACAUCAUCCAGGAACUGCCUCUUGAUAACACCUUUGUGGCCUGCGAUUCCAUCUCCAAGUGUUCCUCCAGCAGUUCUGAUCCCUACAGCGUUUCUGAGUGCAGCUAUCCAGUGACAACUUUUAAGGCCCCUGUGUCUAUUCACUCCAGGCCGACUGAUUCCAGGACAUCAACUAUUGAAAUCUGCAGUGAGAUAUAACUUUCUAGGAACAACAUAAUUUCAUUUCCCUCCCCCCAAAAUUCCAAUGAUUUGUGAUUAUAAAAUUUGGCUAAGAUUUUGUGAUCUGAAUUUCCCAUUAUAAAAGCAAGCAAAACAAGACCACUUUAAAAUGGAUUUCCCAUUGAAUCUUAUGCUUAUGUUAGCUGAUAUCUGGCAAUCACAAUUUAAAAUCUGUGGAAGAAACAGUACAGUGAAAUAACAAUUUUAUCAUGCUGUUUCUCUGUGUGCUUGCUCUGAAUGGCAACAACUGUAAUGUAGUAUAAUACUGUCCUGGUGUACACAAUGAUAGUUAAUACAUCAAACAUGAAACAUGGAGUUACAUGCCCUGUCUGAUUGCUGAAGAGUUAAACAUCAUCUCCGGGGGUUUGGAAGUGAAGCUGAACUAUCCAAGCUACCCUUCUGAAAGGUAUCCAGGGCAAGAUAUUAUUUAAGUCCAAAAAAAUAAGAUGAAUGCAAGCCAAAAAACUUAAAUUUAAUUUUUAUGAAAAUGUUAACUAUUAUAGUGUUGCUGAGAAAUCACUGUAAUUAGUUAUCACACUGUUUAAAAGUUGGAUG
Molecule: messenger RNA, 4282 nt
Organism: Orycteropus afer afer
Lineage: Eukaryota; Metazoa; Chordata; Mammalia; Tubulidentata; Orycteropodidae
Source: RefSeq, a predicted model, not a curated record